Cladocopium goreaui is the source of this 1170-nucleotide messenger RNA. The record is from the annotation of a GenBank genome assembly. Lineage: Eukaryota; Dinophyceae; Suessiales; Symbiodiniaceae.
GGUAAAAAAAUGUUGUGCGAUAAGUUGAGGACGGGUUGAACGCAUGGUCUCUCUUUGAAUGAGAGUUGUCCACUGAUUCGCCCGAUUCGCUCGAUUUGCCUUGGCUCGAGAGCAAACGACAUGAUAUCGAACCGAUACCGCUUGAACCGAUUGGGGGUGCUUCGUCUGCUGGGUACAUGCUGUACUUUUUUCUGUACUUUUUUCUGUAUACCUUGCAGGUUGCAGGCCUCCAUUUCGAUGAUCGGGUGCCAUCACGAUCCAAUCGUUCAUCCAUAAAGUCUUACUUGGAUUGCUGGGAUCUAUCCAGGAAGAAUGAGGCCAAAGUGUUUCACUUACAUACCCCGAAGGUUGCAGGUUGUUCUGUUGUGAAGGAUCUCAGCGAUAUGGUGGGUCGUGAGCAGGUCUUCACAGACGAGGUGUGCUUUUCAUAUUCGUCGCAGGGGAACUAUGAAAGUAGCGUUGUAAUGGUCAGGGAGCCUCGUAACCAUGUCUAUUCAAUGUACCAAUUUUGUCACCUUGCCAGCGAUCCAGGCUACAGACUUUUGGUUGGGAAAAAACAAGGCUUGAAAGGCCAAGAGAAGUACAAUUUGGCCGAGUCCUUUGAUGCUUGGAUCAAUGAAUGGCACGAAAACCCUCGUUGGGGUGAUUAUGAUAUCUACGACGAUGAUGAAUUUUGCUAUUGUCCUUACAACAUGCAAAGCUCUCGACUGGCCUGCAAUAGCAAAAAGACGGCAAAAUAUUGCCAUAAGAAUGCAGACUUCGCGAUUGCCAUGCAGAACCUGAAGAGCGCGACCAUCCUUGGAGUGGUUGAAGCUUAUCACGAAUCGGUUUGUUUAUUUUCUGCUCGCUUGACGGGUUCAUUACCUGAGCAUUGUGACUGCGAGAGCGCUGCAUGGAAUGCUUACCUGGAGACGCACGUUUCUCACCGUGAGGAUGCAGCUGCUGAGGCGUACGGCUCAAUAAAGGACGUGCCCACGGAUGUCAUUCACAAAGUUGACGACAUGACGAAAGAGGAUCGGAUCCUGUACCAGGCAGCCGUGCGCCGGUUUACAGAAGACAUCAAAGAAGUUGAGCUGCGCUUUGGAAAGAGGAUUCUUUGCAACUCAGAAUUGCAAAGACUGCAAAACAAAACAACUUACAAGACACCUGAAUGACUCGGCCAGAAACAGA